AAAAAAAAAAAAGUCUCCCUCUUCUCUCUCUCUCCACCCAUUUCCAUGUCUCUUGCAUACAACGAAUCAAACAACAAACCAAACCUCCUGGUUAUGGAAGAAGAACAACAACAACAAAAACAAUCAACGCGAUGGCGAUGAUUGCUCCUCCUAUUGGUUAUUAGAUUAGCCUAGAUCAACACUGAAGGAAAUUAUAGCAAAGACAGAGAAGAGAGCGCUUGGGAAUUUGGCAGCCUAGAGGAUAGGAGAUGAGACCGGUUCAAUCCCCACCGGGCACGGCCGCCGCCGGCAGCAACAGCAACAGCAACAGCAACAGCAAUAGAGGGCUACGAGUGCGCAGGCAGCAGAACCUAACCCUACCCCUCCCGCAGCGAGACGCGUCCAUGGCCGUGCCUCUCCCUCUGCCCCCAUCGUCGUCCAACUCCUCCACCAGCUCUUCCGCCAACUCCACCCCGUUGCCGAGCCACGCCAACAACAGCAACGCCAUCAACUUCUCCGAGCUGGAUCGAGCCAACCGCAUCGGCAGCGGCAGCGGCGGCACCGUCUACAAGGUGAUCCACCGCCCCACGAACCGCAUCUACGCGCUCAAGGUCAUCUACGGGACCCACGAGGACUCCGUGCGCCGCCAGAUCCGCACGGAGAUCGAGAUCCUCCGGGACGUGGACAACCCCAACGUGGUCAAGUGCCACGACAUGUUCGACCACAACGGCGAAAUCCAGGUGCUCCUGGAGUUCAUGGACGGGGGGUCCCUGGAGGGCACCCACAUCCCCAGCGAGCCACAGCUCUCGGAUCUUGCCCGCCAGAUCCUCUCCGGGCUCGCCUACCUCCACCGCCGCCACAUCGUGCACCGCGACAUCAAGCCGUCCAAUCUCCUCAUCAACACGCGCAAGCAGGUGAAGAUCGCGGACUUCGGCGUGGGAAGGAUUCUGGAACAGACCAUGGACCCCUGCAACUCCGCGGUUGGGACCAUUGCGUACAUGAGCCCCGAGAGGAUCAACACGGAUCUAAACCACGGCAAGUACGAUGGGUACGCGGGGGAUAUAUGGAGCAUCGGGGUGAGCAUCCUGGAGUUCUACAUGGGCAAAUUCCCCUUCGCGGUGGGCAGGCAGGGCGACUGGGCCAGCUUGAUGGUCGCCAUUUGUAUGUCGCAGCCGCCGGAGGCACCGCCCACGGCGUCCAGAGAGUUUCGGAACUUCAUCGCCUGCUGUUUGCAGAGGGACCCAGGUCGCCGCUGGACCGCCUCGCAGUUGUUGAGGCAUCCUUUCAUUCUGAACCACAGCCGGACUCAGAGCCAGGUUCAUCAGCAACUCCAUCAGCUUUUACCUCCUCCACGCCCGCUUUCUUCUUAGUCUUUUUCUUCUUCUUCUAUCUUCUAUCUUCUAUCUUCUAUCUUCUUCCAAUUUUCCUUUUUUUUCUUCUGUUUAAUUUAUGAAUGAUAAUCAUUUCGUGUAAUUUUGAUUAUGAUGGGCAAGAUUUGAUUUUUAGGGGGAGGAUUCGGUUUUGUUC
Messenger RNA from Corylus avellana, 1506 nucleotides. Its product is annotated as mitogen-activated protein kinase kinase 5. Gene Ontology annotation, molecular function: ATP binding; protein serine/threonine kinase activity. Lineage: Eukaryota; Viridiplantae; Streptophyta; Magnoliopsida; Fagales; Betulaceae. Gene Ontology annotation, cellular component: cytoplasm. The record is from RefSeq and is a predicted model, not a curated record. Gene Ontology annotation, biological process: protein phosphorylation.